CGCCGAGACCCGGCACCCCUGGGAUGAAGCCCGGGGCUGCACUGCGACGGGGAGCGGGGCACGGUCACAGGGUCGUGAGGAGCUGGGUGGGCGGGCUGCAGACUCGCCGCGCGCGAGCGUCCCGGGAUCCCGAUUUGGAUCUGGAGGAGUUAGAACGCAAUUUACACAUCCCUAAGUGCGAGCGCCGGCGUGCAGGGAAGCCCAGGUGGGACAAGGACUUUUGGAGAGAGGUCAGAGGGCACCAAGUUGUGCCUGCUGCUGUUGCCAUGGUAACGGGGGACCGGAUGUGGCGACGUUAGGAUGCGACAGCCCCAAAGCCGGUGGUGGGCUGCAUGCCACCCCGUGGAGGCGCGGUCUCGUGUUUUUCAGUGGCAGAGAGAACACCUGUAGGAUACACAUUCCAGCAAGACUCAACGUUGCUGGCCGACCUAGAUAACACGCGGACGGAGGCAUUUCACGCGAGGAUGCAGCCACAGUCACAGCCCCCCGCAGUCCUCCGGAAGUGGAAUGGCGGGAGCCCCAGCCUCGCUGUCCCCCAGCGGCCCCCCGGAAACGGAAACGGAUUCCCGCGUGCCCCUUCCUCACUGCCCUCCAAGUCCUGCUGCAGCCAUUGCCGCAGCCACGAUGCCGAAACGAAAGAAGCAGAACCAGCAGCAGCCGCCGCCGCCGCUGCAGCCCCCACUGUUGGAGCGGGAAGAAACUGGAGAGGAGGAAGACAGGGGUCGCCUGGGACCACCCAGCCUUCUGGGCCCUCCCCCCAUGGCCAACGGAAAACCUGGUGACCCCAAGUCAGCUCUCCACAGAGGUCCUCCAGGAUCAAGGGGACCCAUGAUUCCACCGCUGCUGAGUCUCCCACCUCCUCCCCGGGGGAGAGGCCCCAUGCGGGGAGGCCUUGGCCCCAGGUGUGGUCCAUAUGGUCGUGGUUGGUGGGGGGUCAACGCUGAACCUCCCUUUCCUGGGCCAGGCCUUGGGGGUCCCUCCAGGGAGAGCUUUCACAAAGAACAGAGAAACCCUCGAAGGCUCAAAAGCUGGUCUCUUAUCAAGAACACCUGCCCACCUAAGGAUGGCCCCCAGGUUCUGGAAGACAAAUCUGACCGCCCCGUCUGCCGACACUUUUCCAAAAAGGGCCACUGUCGAUACGAAGACCUUUGUGCCUUCUACCACCCAGGCGUCAACGGACCUCCUCUGUGAGACUGUGCCUUCCCGUCCAGGUUGGAAGGAGCCCUCUGACCUUGUGGCCAUGUGUUGCCCUGUGGCCCUGUGGCUGCUAUCAUGGGGCUCUUCCACCCAUCCUGUCCACUACCUUUUCCAUUUGGGUCCAGAGUGUGUGUCAUCACCAGUGUGAUGUACGCGCUUUCUUCUGCUCCAGCCUCCAGAGACUGGCCUUCAGGACCCCAUCUCUGCUCCCUUCAACUGCCUCCUGGAUCUUCUUGCCCCUCGCCAAGUGACUGCUGAACAGGAAACCUCUUUGGUGCUGUUUCUUGUACAUCUGUCCACCUGUACCCCAGUAUCACCCUCAAUCCCUGAGAGCCCGAGAGUGGUUUCCUACCCCCUCUAACUGCUCGUUUUAAGUCCUUAUUUUUAUUAUUAUUUUUAAUGUGACACCCCCUCAAUGUUGUCGGCUGCUCGUGAAACUCACCACCAGGUCAUGUGACCUGGGGUCAGGCUUGGGUGCCUGGGUCAGAGACUCACUGAAAGGCCACUCUCCCUGCUUCUGGAUUCCGUAGUUUCUCUGUCAGUAGCAUGAUCCCCGCCGCUCUGGUCUGUGAUCACUGUGCUUUGUGGAGCUGUGCAUCCCUUCGUAGCCUCUCAGUGUCCGUGGCAUUUUUGUGACUCCCCAACACUAGAGUACGUUUUUUUUCUGCCAAAAUGAGUGGAGCCCAUGGUGCCCUCUUAACUUGCCCCACCUUCCAACAUGGGAGAAUUGUCCACGGGACUGCCUGCCUGGUCUCCUGGUCUGGGUUAGGCUGGGUCUGAUGCAGGCCUGGGAGCCGUCUUGUGCAGCCCGUGCUAGGCAGGCCCUCUCCAGCCCACUUUGGUGUCACUGGCACUACGAGGCCACCAGCCCUCACGUGAAUUCUGUGAAUCUCCACCCAGCCCACCUUGGGGUGGAACCUGGACAGUACUGUCACCCUCUUCCAACCCUCUUGCUGCAUCCCUGGCACUGGUUGUUUUCUGUGAAAACGGCAGUGAACAGGUUCAGUGUUGAACUGGCCCUGUAGGAACGGGUCAGGAGCUGUGCGGGCAAGAGGGAAGGAUGAGGGCCCUUGGAGAACUGAGAAUGAGGUUUUUUUUUUUUUUCUUUUUAACUUUUUUUUUAAUAUAUAUAUAUUAGUAAUAAAUGCGGUGGAAACAGACAUUUUCCUUAAUCCCUAUGUCCCAGUUAUCUCUGGAGACACAGCUGGUGUUCUUGAUGCAGUUGAUGAGUUCAUUCUUUAUUCAGUUCAUACGGAGCGGUGAUGGACAGUGAUCCAAUUUAGGUUUCUUCCAGCCAGAAAGAACCAUUGAGAUACAGUGGCCUAUCGCUAUGUUCAAGAGCAAAGUUUUGUGGAAAAAAAGGAAAACUCAAGUGUCCAUGAGUAAUUUUUAAACA
This is a messenger RNA of Ochotona princeps (American pika), 2593 nucleotides long. It is a transcript of the gene PRR3, whose product is annotated as proline rich 3. Gene Ontology annotation, molecular function: RNA binding; metal ion binding. The transcript has 4 exons. Bases 508 to 1191 code for a protein of 227 amino acids. The record is from RefSeq and is a predicted model, not a curated record. NCBI's taxonomy places the organism in Eukaryota, Metazoa, Chordata, Mammalia, Lagomorpha, Ochotonidae.